AUGUCACGUGUGCCAUGUGGCCGAAUAUGUCAUCAGGAAAGAAUGGAGGUAAUACUGCACAGUUAUGCAUGUGGAUCAUUCGGUUUAGUUGUACAUGAUCAAAUUUCAAAAUCGAAUUUACCUCAACCAAUACGUCAACCACUUUUUAUUUCAUAUAUGGAAAAAAAUUCACCUGCCGAAAGAAGUGGAGUAUUGCAAGUUGGUGAUCGUAUCAUUGCAAUCAAUAAUUGGUGUAGCAUAAAUGGUACCGCCGAAGAAGGAAAUCAAAUACUAAGGCAAGCAACAAGCCCGUUGAAAUUAUUCGUUGAAUUUGAUGUAAUUGAAAGUGCUUUACCAUGCGAUGGAGUUUUUGAUGUAAAAUUGGCAAAAAGAGGAAAUAAUCUUGGUAUUAUGGUUAGAAGUGAAGCAAAAAAUACGAAGGGUGAACCAGUUAUCAUAUCAGAUGUGCAAGUUGGAAGCGUUGCUUAUCGUUGUGGAUCUCUUCAUAGUGGUGAUCGUAUUUUAGCAGUUGAUAAUAUUCUCUUAGAAUCAUGUACCGUUGAGGAAGCAAUGCGUUUAUUGCAACAUUCCUGUGAUAUUGUUAAAUUACGAGUUCGUAAAGGUGUUACUUCUAAACAGGAAAAUCAUGAUGCAGUGCAAUCCUUAAUUUAUUCCAUCGAAUUAAAUCGAAAUGGUGGACCACUUGGAAUAACGAUUGCAUCCAGUGGUGAACGUUAUGAACCUGUAUUAAUAUCAUAUCUUGCACCAGGUGGAUUAGCUGAAAAGACAGGAGCGAUACGUAUUGGUGAUCGAAUCCUUGCAAUAAACAAUGAAUCAGUUGAAGGUAUGAAAGCAGCUGAUGUAAUGCAUUUAUUACAACAAUGUACUGAUCUUGUUACAAUCAAAAUUAUGCGAUUUUUUGAUCCAUCAACAGCUCAUUCAACAGGUUCAUGGCAUUUAUCAAAUUCAUCACAAGCGGAUAGGAUUCGAUUACAACAUAAUAUAGCAAUGUCCGAUUCAUACAGUGAAACUUCGGAAAAAAUAAGUACACCAAUUCAAAGUAUCGAUAGCGCUGUGGAAAGUUUGGAUGAUUCACCGGGUAAUAUACCAAAAUAUCACAGUGGUACACAACGAUAUGUAGUCGAUGAACAAGUACCCAAUACUUCAUUAAAUUAUGUUGAAGAGCCAAUUGAUUACGAGAGGACAACUUAUCAUAGCGGACAUUCAUCCAGAUUAUCCGGUCCAUUUAGCGGUGAUUCACGGAAAAAGCCUGGUGUAUGUUGGAUGGAGCAAGGUAAUGGCGAAGGACAAUGGGAAAAGAAUUUAAACUUACCAACAAAUAAAUCACUUUCACAGCAAUGUAAUUGUCAUAAAAAUAAAAAUUCAGAACCGGAAAAUUGGAUUGAAAUAUUAGAAGCACUUGAAACAGUUGGUGAAUUAGCAAUGCUUCAAAAAUUAGAAGAAUGCACAAGUGGCAGUAGUGGUGGUAAUGGUUCGAAGACGACAUCAUAUAAUAAUCCUGUCAUAACCAGGUUAUCUUGUGGUGAUCCUAUUGGACGACAGCUGUGUCCAUUUGCUUCAUCAACAGGUGUAUUAGCUCAUCCGGUGCUAUCAUCUUCCGUAAAUCCAAAAUUCUCAAAACCCGAAACACAACAAACCCAAUAUUCUAGCAAUGAUCGAAUAGAUUUGUUAAAUCUUUCAAAUGAUUCUCAAACAAGUGCAUCACUUGGUGAUAUACCAUAUCAUAAAGUACCACCAAAACCACCUCGUUACGGUAUCAGUGAUAUACAUGCUCUAUCCGUUUUAUCAGAACCAUCAAAUGCUAGGAGUAGUGUUUCAAGUAGUGUAUCUCGGCAUUCAAAGCACGAAUUAUCCAAGUCAAAAAAUGUCAGAUUAUCACCACGAUCUACAGCACUUGUACUUCAUGAACUUAGUAGUAAAACAUUUACGCCUACUGCAAGCGGUACAACUCACCAAGUACGAUUACGCAAAGAUCCAUCAACGAAUAGUUUUGGAUUUAGUGUAUCAGAUGGUAUUGGUGAUAAUGCUGGAGUUUUUAUUAAUGAAAUUUUACCAGGUGGUCCAGCAGAUCGAUGUGGACAAAUUUUACCAUAUGAUAAAAUUUUACAGAUAAACGACACAUCGCUGCAAUAUUUGGAUUGCGAUCUUGCUCUACCUUUACUUCAGGUGGAUGAGAUUGAAAUGGUACUUUACCGUGAAGCUGAUCCAUCCACAAAUAUCGUAGAAGAUGAAGAUGACAACGAAAGCUACCGUAAUACCGUCAAUUUAAGCUUACGUUAUUCAGCCGUAUAA
This is a messenger RNA of Cercopithifilaria johnstoni, 2292 nucleotides long. NCBI's taxonomy places the organism in Eukaryota, Metazoa, Nematoda, Chromadorea, Rhabditida, Onchocercidae. The record is from the annotation of a GenBank genome assembly.